Messenger RNA from Phyllopteryx taeniolatus (common seadragon), 1193 nucleotides. RefSeq names its product charged multivesicular body protein 1B (gene chmp1b). The record is from RefSeq and is a predicted model, not a curated record. Bases 168 to 767 code for a protein of 199 amino acids. Gene Ontology annotation, cellular component: multivesicular body; ESCRT III complex. Gene Ontology annotation, biological process: protein transport; endosome transport via multivesicular body sorting pathway; late endosome to vacuole transport. The transcript has 8 exons. NCBI's taxonomy places the organism in Eukaryota, Metazoa, Chordata, Actinopteri, Syngnathiformes, Syngnathidae.
GACGUAUUUCGCUGCGACACCAGGAAGUGCGGAAGACGACGACGAAAGCGGACUGAAACCAGAGACGACCGACCGACCGACCGACCGACCAGUUCACCACCGAGCCGUCAACUUUUUGAACACGUUUCGUUGGAAAACAAGUGCGUGACCGUCGAAGCGAGUGAACGAUGCCCAACAUGGAUACGCAUCUUUUCAAUUUAAAAUUUGCUGCCAAAGAACUGCAAAAAAACUCCAAGAAAUGCGACAAAGAAGAGAAAGUGGAAAAGACUAAAGUCAAGAAAGCCAUCCAGAAAGGAAACAUGGACGUGGCGAGGAUCCACGCGGAGAACGCCAUCAGACAGAAGAACCAGUCGGUGACCUACUUGAGGAUGAGCGCUCGGGUGGACGCCGUGGCCGCGAGGGUCCAAACCGCUGUCACGAUGAACCGGGUGACAAAAUCCAUGUCUGGAGUGGUGAGAGGCAUGGAUGUCACUCUCAAGUCCAUGAAUCUGGAGAAGAUUUCAUCCCUCAUGGACAAGUUUGAGCGGCAGUUUGAGACGCUGGACGUCCAGACAGCGCAGAUUGAAGACAGCAUGAGCAGCUCCACAACGCUCACCACUCCGCAGAACCAAGUGGAUUCAUUGCUGCACGAGAUGGCGGACGAAGCAGGGUUGGACCUGAACAUGGAGCUCCCCCAGGGACAGAUGGGCUCGGUGGGCACCAGCGUGGCCUCAGCAGAACAGGACGAGCUGUCUCAAAGGCUGGCCAGACUGCGAGAACAAAUAUGAGGGGCGAGCGACGUCGUACCACAGAGACCCGAAUAGUAUCUCUCCUCUCCACCUUGCUGAUUCUCUCUGUGGACCGUAGCUCCUGUUGCUUUGGUCUUUAUGACAAACAUAUAACUUCAAGACAUUGUGUAACUUCUUUGGGAUUGGAACAGAAAUGCUGAUAAUGGGAAAAUGUUGUUCUAAAGCGCAAUACACUGAAGAACUUGCAAACAAUCAACAUAAUGUGGUAUUUCUUUCACCACCUGUAGGCCAUAUAAUUGCGGUGAAGAAGAGUUGCUUCGGGAAGGUCUUGUGUUACUCAUGCUCUGUAACCUGUUGUUCUUGUACUGGCUUGUGAAAGAUAUUCCGACAAUUUGUGUGGUAAUCUACUGAUCGUUUGCUUCGGGGGUUACACUUUGCAGAUUACAAUAAACUUUUAUAAUAAUA